Molecule: messenger RNA, 1297 nt
Organism: Condylura cristata (star-nosed mole)
Lineage: Eukaryota; Metazoa; Chordata; Mammalia; Eulipotyphla; Talpidae
Gene: SNCA
Product: synuclein, alpha (non A4 component of amyloid precursor)
Exons: 6
Coding region: 255-734 (159 amino acids)
Biological process (GO): synapse organization; chemical synaptic transmission; regulation of dopamine secretion
Cellular component (GO): axon terminus; cytoplasm; neuronal cell body
Molecular function (GO): cuprous ion binding
Source: RefSeq, a predicted model, not a curated record
UAGCUAAAGGCUGAGAUAGUUAGUGCCAGCCAGGGUUGCCAGUGAGUGUGGGCUUGAGGUAGGCCUUAGGUGCAGUCGCACCCAGAGUGAGUAGCUCUCUUUCCUUCUGUCUGACGUGAUCAACCUGUUAGCUUCCCUCUGGGAUUCAUUUGUAAGAGAGCCCCUAGCCCCAAGCCUCCAGUUCCUUUUAUUUUCUUUUGAUCUUUCUUCUAAAGUACAUUGUCACCAUUUGGAGCCUGGGAAGUUGAAAGAGGAUGUCUGUCUUUCAUGUAACUCCACUUUUUAAGUGUGCUGUAAGGAGCUCGUUAGCCAUGGAUGUAUUCAUGAAAGGACUUUCCAAGGCUAAGGAGGGAGUCGUGGCGGCUGCUGAAAAAACCAAACAGGGUGUGGCAGAAGCAGCAGGAAAGACAAAAGAGGGUGUUCUUUAUGUAGGCUCAAAAACAAAGGAAGGAGUGGUUCACGGUGUGACAACAGUGGCUGAGAAGACCAAAGAACAAGUGACAAAUGUUGGAGAGGCUGUGGUGACAGGGGUGACAGCAGUUGCACAAAAAACCGUGGAGGGAGCAGGAAGCAUUGCAGCUGCCACUGGAUUUGGCAAAAAAGAUCAGUUUGGCAAGAGUGAAGAAGGAGUUCCACAGGAAGGAAUUCUGGAAGAUAUGCCUGUGGAUCCUGACAGUGAGGCUUAUGAAAUGCCUUCUGAGGAAGGAUAUCAAGACUAUGAACCUGAGGCCUAAGAAAUAUCUUUGCUCUCAAUUUCCUGAGAUCUGCUGACAGAUGUUCCAUCCUGUACAAGUCCUCAGUUCCAAUGUGCCCAGUCAUGACAUUAUCUCGAAGUUUUUAUGGUGUAUUUUGAAGUCUUCCAUCAGCAGUGAUCGGAGAAUCUGUACCUGCCCCCACUCAGCAUUUCGGUGCUUCCCUCUCACUGAAGUGAAUAUGGUAGCAGGACCCUUUGUGUGCUGUGGCUAUUGUGGCAUCAAAUAUAAAAUGUCAAAAAAAAAAAAAAGUUAAAAACACCUAAGUGACUACCACUUAUUUCUAAAUCUUCACUAUAUUUUUGUUGCUACUGAGAAGUCGUGAUUUAUUAUCAUAUCAGAUUUUUAGGUGUCCUUUAAUGAGUCUUUCUGUCUAAGAAUAAGUAUUGUGAAAUGUGUUAAUAUAUACAAUAAUAUUUAAGACCAUGUGAGCAUGAAACUAUGCACCUAUAAAUAUUAACUAUGAAAUCUUACUCUUGUGAUGUGUUUUACUAAAGUGUGCUUAUAUAUAAAUGGUGAAAAAUAAAAUGUUCUCAUUACAAAGA